Messenger RNA from Mesitornis unicolor (brown roatelo), 741 nucleotides. RefSeq names its product sex comb on midleg-like protein 4. Lineage: Eukaryota; Metazoa; Chordata; Aves; Mesitornithiformes; Mesitornithidae. The coding region runs from base 1 to 741 and encodes 246 amino acids. Gene Ontology annotation, molecular function: protein binding. The record is from RefSeq and is a predicted model, not a curated record. The transcript is spliced from 4 exons.
AUGGCUAUGCAGGUCAGCAGUGCAGGAGGAGAAAAAAUAGAAAAGGAGGAUAGGAAAAUAGCUGGGAAAAUGGGAAAAGGGUGUGGGAAAGCAGCGUUAGAGAAAGGUCAAGAUGGCAUGACUACAAUUGGAGAAGCAGUAGGAAGAGAUGAUGGGAAGAACAAAGGAGAUGGUGGAGGAUAUAAGAGAAAGGCGCCUGAGACAGAAACGGUCGUACCUGAGGACUACCUGGCUGAUCCUGCCAACAUGAAGCGGUACAGUGUGGAUCCUGACGAUUCUGCCUUUGGUUGCAUGGGCUCCAUGUAUGCCACACGGCAGAGUCCUGCAGAUGGACGUCCUGCUGGAGGCUCCUCUUCCUCCUGUAGCCAUCGUCCUCCCCAGAUGUCUUCAGGGGGAUCCAUGUCUACUGGCCUGCGGCAUCAGACCUCCAGCCCAACGAGGAACGGGACCUAUCUUGAAGGAAACAGAAGUGCCUCAAGUCCUUCAACAGAACAAGACACGGCUCGGCCAUCAAGCAAGAAUCCUUUGACCUGGACGGUGGAUGACGUGGUUUGGUUUGUGAAGGAUGCAGACCCUCAUGCUUUAGGUCCCCACGUGGAGCUCUUCAGAAAACACGAGAUUGAUGGCAAUGCUUUGUUGCUGCUGAAAAGUGACAUGAUCAUGAAAUACCUGGGGCUGAAACUGGGACCUGCGCUGAAACUGUGCUACCACAUUGAUAAGCUCAAGCAAGCCAAGUUCUAA